UAUUGAGUAUAUUUCUGAAAAUGUAUCAUUUGUUGUACACAGACAAAUAUCCAAUCAAAAUGUUCAGAUUCUUCGCCAUUGUAUUCGCCGCCAUUUUGGCCAUCGCAGUAGCUGCUCCAAAGCCUAGCAUAGUAGCCUCCCCACUUGUAGCCUCUACCCCUAUUGCCUACUCUGCUCCACUGACAUAUGCUUCUGGAUAUGUUGCAAGUCCUUUGGCCUACAGAGCUCCUCUGGCUUACUCCACCUACGGAUCAUAUGCGUACCCCCAUGCUGCACCUCUUUUACUUUAAGGUUUCGUUUGAUGGGAUGAUGUAUAAAACAAAUGUUUCAAUCGAUGAUAACUAAAUUGCUGUUUUCUGAAUAAAUCCAAUCAAAUCUCA
Leptinotarsa decemlineata (Colorado potato beetle) is the source of this 380-nucleotide messenger RNA. RefSeq lists its product as uncharacterized. The record is from RefSeq and is a predicted model, not a curated record. NCBI's taxonomy places the organism in Eukaryota, Metazoa, Arthropoda, Insecta, Coleoptera, Chrysomelidae.